This is a messenger RNA of Tuber melanosporum (Perigord truffle), 587 nucleotides long. RefSeq lists its product as uncharacterized. Lineage: Eukaryota; Fungi; Ascomycota; Pezizomycetes; Pezizales; Tuberaceae. The record is from RefSeq and is a predicted model, not a curated record. The transcript has 2 exons. Bases 78 to 449 code for a protein of 123 amino acids.
CACUAAAACCCUGCACCACCCCACUGCCCACUAAUACCGGUACCUUCCACCGUACUUCAAACGGUAUCUACCGGAAAAUGGACGGCCUCCCAGACCUCACCUUCUCCGAUGACGACGACGAAACCUCCGCCAGAUCCGCCCGCCAGGCAAAACUGCACCAGACCGAGUCUUCAUUCCAGGCACAAAAGAGCUCCUGGAAGCCCAUUUGCCAGACCAAACAAGCAGCACGGAGACUAAAUUACCGAGUCGAUAGACUGCCACCCGAGAGUAAAGAGUUAGCGUUGGAGAUUAAGGCUGCGGCGGAGGAGAGGUAUUAUGCUAGGGAGUACCAAACUGCGUUGGCGCUCGCGGAGAGGGGGUUGAAGGCUGCAGAGGGGGUUUUGCAUGCCAGUGAGAGGAGGGAGCUGGAGGGGGUUAGGGGGAGGUGUGUUCGGCGGCUGGCCAAGUAGUGGUUUUGUUGUGGUUCCCCCGAGACGCGGUAGCCUGCUUGCACUGUACAGCCUGUGUAGUGUGAUUGAUCUAGAUGCAUCGUAUACUGCAAGUGUUGUAUGAUAUUCUGGUAUUACUAUAUAUUCGUGGAUAAACGG